AUGAAUGUUCUGUCUAAUCAUUUAAUGUGGCUGCAAAAGAAGUCUUUAGCUAUCACCCUAAAUGCAAGAGGAUUGGUCUCACCCCUUUGUUUCGCGGAUGACCUCCUCAUUUUCUGCAAGAGUUCCAUUGACUCUGUUAUGGGAGUACAGGCUGUGCUAGAUCAGUUCUACUCCAUGUCAGGGUUGAAGCUGAAUGUCAGUAAGUGUGAGAUGUAUGUUGCUAGUAUUUCUGGUGAGCAAGUCAACACCAUCAAGGAAAUUAUUGGUUUCAAAUUAGGUAGCCUCCCAGUCAUAUAUUUGGGAGUCCCAUUGGUUACCAGGAAGGUGACUGUGAAAGACUGCCAAAGUCUCAUAGACAAACUUAGGACAAAGCUAAGUUUAUGGGCCAAUAAGCACCUUAGCUUUGCAGGAAGGCUGCAGCUCAUACUGCCUCAAGCUAUUACUAGAAAAGUUGAGCAACUGUGUUCCCGAUUCUUUUGGAAAGGGACUGAUGCCCCUGCUAAAGGUACUAGAGUUAGUUGGAAGAUUGUUUGCCUGCUGAAAUUUGAAGGUGGAUUGAGGAUAAACGAUAUUCGUGAUCUCAGUACGAGGUAUAUGGGAAGAACUCUGCACCUCUGCCCCAAGGUUACUUGGCACCAUUUGGUCUGGUUCUCUGGACGUAUCCCCAAGCACAACAUUAUUGAAUGGAUGGCCAUACUGAACAGAUUGCCUACUCGGAGGCAAGAGAUCACCACUUCUUUGAAUACUGAUUUGCUAAGGAACUGGGGUUCCAUUCUUGAACUGUGUUGCAUCUCUCGUGGAGAUAGCAGCUGGGAUGGUGAACUGGGGUUCUACUACUCAAGGGUAAAUCUCUCAUCGUGA
Hibiscus syriacus is the source of this 861-nucleotide messenger RNA. RefSeq lists its product as uncharacterized. Bases 1 to 861 code for a protein of 286 amino acids. NCBI's taxonomy places the organism in Eukaryota, Viridiplantae, Streptophyta, Magnoliopsida, Malvales, Malvaceae. The transcript is spliced from 4 exons. The record is from RefSeq and is a predicted model, not a curated record.